This is a messenger RNA of Drosophila kikkawai, 694 nucleotides long. RefSeq lists its product as uncharacterized. Gene Ontology annotation, cellular component: extracellular region. The record is from RefSeq and is a predicted model, not a curated record. Lineage: Eukaryota; Metazoa; Arthropoda; Insecta; Diptera; Drosophilidae. Gene Ontology annotation, molecular function: chitin binding.
AUGAGAGCCCUAACCUGGUUAACUAUAGUUCUGGUGGCCUUGCUGGGUCACCGCACCCUGGCCCUGGAGUUCGCAGAGUGUGAAAGUGCCCCACAAAUGGGAGUUUACGUGGCCAGCUCCAGUAACUGUUCGAAGUACAUUUACUGCGCCGGACCUGGCUCCUUUGAGGCCGAGUGCCUUGAUGGUCACUUUUACGACGAGAAGCAGGAGCGAUGUCUGGAAGAGGACCUGGUUAAGAGAUGUCAACCGUUGGUAACCACAACUAAGUCGCCACCGAUGAAGCAACAACCACCACCCACAGUGGCCCCGAAGACGGAACCGCUAACCAUCACCCUGGAGGAAUUGCCCAACGCCGGACCCUGCUAUCCCUACAUGGUGUGCUACGAAGGAGCAGGCCUGACCAGAGCCUGCACUCCCGCCCAUCUGGUGUCCUGCAAUCGCCGCCAGUCGCCGGGCAUUAUCACUAGCUGCCAGUCGGGCGUGUAUGGCUUUAUGCCACAUCCCCUGAACUGCGCCUACUUCUACUACUGCUCCAGUGGUCACAAGCUACUCCAUCGUUGCCCGCUCAACUACACCUGGCACUACGAACGCAGCUCCUGCGUGCAGCAAUCCGAGAAGAAGUGCUUCUCCGAGGCCCUGCAACUGCGAAGAAGGAAGCCAACGAAGCCGGCAAAGCCCAAGGUAUAAGGCUGGC